AUUUGGUAGUAGUUGGUAUUAAUUUGAAGAAUUGGUAACGUUUUGAUUUAUUCUAAUUAAUUACUAAUAGUUAUUAUUAAUAUAUCUAGGAUUAUAAUAAGGAUAUAAUAUAAAGAUUAUAAUAAUCCUUUUUAGUUUGUUACAGGAAAUAUUUUGGUAAGAACAGCAUAAUCAACAGUUCCAUUACUUAUAUUCGUUUAUAUCCCUUUAGAAUAUUACAUAGGCAGGUUGUAAGUUAGGUAGGACAAUUUUGUCUUAAUUUUGCCUCGGUUUGUGUAGGCAGACAGGUGUCAUAUGUGAAUGAUACCUAAUUUUGUAGUCUAGUUAAUGUUCCGGGACGAUAAUCUAUUCGAGUGCGUCUGAUUAGAAAUAAGUUAUCAAAGAUUGUGUCAUAACAUAAAACAUCGAUGUUGUAAUUAAUGAACCACAGUCUCGAGACUUGUUUCGACCAUUAUAAAAUAUCGAUCGAGCACAGUGGCGGUUUCACAAUAUAAUCAAAUUUUAAUUCUUUUUUUAAUUGCAAUUCGCAUAAUCAAAAAUCCUUAAAGAGAAAUUGUGUACACUUUAUAACAUAAUGUUAUAAUAAAUAAUUAAGAGAAUUAAUAUCGUAAAAGAAAUAUCCUUUUGACGUAAUAAUUAAUUUAGUAUCAUAGUAAAGCAAUCGAUAGAAGACGUUUCAUGGAAAUGAAUACUUGAAACAUUAUAUUCUUGAUUAAAAAUCAAUGGUCGUGAAAUGAAUUAUCAGCAUUUUCUUGGAAAAAUCAAGUACUUUAUUUAUCUAAUUACGUAAUUUUCACAUUUACGACACCUAAGUAUAUAAAGCGAUCAGCCCAAGAAUUUUCAACAGUUGAUUACUGUGUUUUCUUCAACAUGGGAGCUUUAAGUGUUCCUCUUCUGCUCUGCCUUAUUGCCGUCACAUAUGGCUUCCCCGAAACUGAAAUUGUCGGUGGCAAAGAUGCCCCAGUGGGAAUGUUUCCUUACCAAGUGUCAAUCAGGAGGAGAGGAGUCCAUUUGUGUGGUGGAUCCAUUAUCAAUUCUCGAUAUAUCCUUACGGCAGCACAGUGUGCUCAAGGAUUGGGUGAUAUAAGGAAUAUUUCCAUUAAUGCUGGAACAGUUCUUUUUAAUGGGACUGGAGUAUCGUACGAAAUUGACAGAGUUGUAGUUCAUCGUAACUACACCGUGGCGACUAAUACGAACGACAUAGCUUUGAUUCGAGUCAAUAGAAACAUUCUUUUCAAUAAUCUGAUCAAACCGAUCCCAUUAGCUAAUGGCAAUUACUCUUACGAAGGAGCGUCUUGUUUUUUAACCGGGUGGGGAAAGCUUUCACUAGGCGGAAGUAAUCCAAGAGUCUUGCAGUAUGUAAAUCUGACUGUGGAAAAUCAGUGGAGAUGUAAACAGAAAUUCUCAAAUGUGAUAAAUUCUCAUAUCUGUACUUCCAGUAAUUACGGUAAAGGAGCAUGCGUUGGUGACAACGGUAGUCCUCUGGUUUCCAACGGUGUACAAAUUGGUAUCGCAUCCUUUGGAAGACCUUGCGCUGGUGGAUACCCUGACGUGUACACCAGGGUGUCCUCUUUCGACUUCUGGAUUAAGCAACAACAAUUUAACAUGCGCAAAGGAGAAGUUGAUGAACCACCAUCAGACGCAAUUUACAUUGCUUAAAUCAAUAAUUAUGACACUUUGUUAACUGGCUAUAAAGUUUGACAAUGCAAAUAUUCUUAUAAUAAUUCUUAUAAUAAAACUGUUAUUAAGAG
Osmia lignaria (orchard mason bee) is the source of this 1751-nucleotide messenger RNA. RefSeq names its product chymotrypsin-1-like. NCBI's taxonomy places the organism in Eukaryota, Metazoa, Arthropoda, Insecta, Hymenoptera, Megachilidae. Gene Ontology annotation, molecular function: serine-type endopeptidase activity. The record is from RefSeq and is a predicted model, not a curated record. Gene Ontology annotation, biological process: proteolysis.